Molecule: messenger RNA, 990 nt
Organism: Benincasa hispida (wax gourd)
Lineage: Eukaryota; Viridiplantae; Streptophyta; Magnoliopsida; Cucurbitales; Cucurbitaceae
Product: golgin family A protein
Cellular component (GO): plastid
Source: RefSeq, a predicted model, not a curated record
UAGUAUUAGACUUUAUUUUCAAAAGCAAAAAAUAAAAAAUCAGAUGGCCUUAAUAAUUUAGGUUGGGUGGGUGUGGGUGUGGUUUGUGGAUUGAUAGUUGAGAGUCGCCAUGGUUUGCAUUCUUGCUGGUUCCACGGGUUUAUGUUUGCAGGGAAAGACGUUGGCGGCGGUAUGUAUGUGGAGAAGGCGAAGUGAUGGGAUUAGGAACAAGAUUAGGAGUGAAGCAGAAGGAGAAAACGAAAAUACGGUUCCAGGCAGAGACCGAGUGAUGGGGUUUGGAAAGCACAAGGGCAAAAUGCUCGGAACCCUACCUUCAACCUACCUGAAAUGGGUUUCCAAAAAUCUAAGAGCAAGGGAGUUUGAAGAAUGGGCGAUUUUGGCAGACCAAGUUCUCGAAGACCCGGUUUACCAAGACCGGAUCCAGUGGGAGUUCGCCCACAACAUUCUGACCGGUGCCGGUCGGACUGGCCGUGACGAUGUCGUUUCUGAGCUGUUGGAGAUCAGUGACAGAUUUGGCUGGGAUUGGGAGAAUAAGUCCGGUUGGAGAGAUGUGGAGUUUGAGCUUCUGGGGACUUCGAAAGGUGGAAGGAUCCCGCGACGAAUCGAAUCAACUCAGAAGUCGGAAUCGAAGACGACGGAUAAUGUAUCAUCAUGCGCCGGCGGUGGUGGCGGUGGAAGAAGGAGGGAGAGAAGAAAUCGGUUGAGAGUGAAGCGAGAGAAAUCGAAGGGAGCCGAGGAGAAAAGUGAAGUGAAAACGGAAACUGAGAAUCCCACUCCCAGGUUUAAUAAUCCCUUCCCUGGCCGUCAAACUCUUCUAAACCGGUUUACCACAACCAAAUCACAUUUAUUUAUUAAAAAGGAUCCCAAUUCAUAAGGCAACGCAACUGUAUGCAUGGAGUUAUGAUGUGAAGUUGAAUUCAUGGAGUUCUGAAAUUUGGAACUCUUAAGGCUAAGGAAUUAAUAUAUAUAUAUAUUUUUUUUUUAUUGACU